Molecule: messenger RNA, 1246 nt
Organism: Ictalurus punctatus (channel catfish)
Lineage: Eukaryota; Metazoa; Chordata; Actinopteri; Siluriformes; Ictaluridae
Gene: slc25a1b
Product: slc25a1 solute carrier family 25 member 1b
Biological process (GO): mitochondrial citrate transmembrane transport
Source: RefSeq, marked provisional
ACAGCAACCAGGAAACUUUGGGCUGUCAAAAAAAAGCAGUGUUUGUUCAGCUCUGGAUAGACUAUACAUAUAGGAAUUAGCCCUGGAUAAAAUAUAAAGUUAAGGUAGCGAGAACACGCGGUUCCAUUACUAUAAAAUAUUACAGCAUGUCAGGAGAGGCGAAAUUCGUGAGUCCCUUCCCCAGACCCCGGUGUCUGUCUGCAGCUGCGCCCGCUGGAAAAGCAAAACUAACUCACCCGGGUAAAGCCAUUUUAGCAGGUGGAAUCGCAGGAGGGAUUGAAAUCUGCAUCACAUUCCCGACAGAGUAUGUGAAGACCCAGUUGCAGUUAGCCGAGAAGGCGAACCCACCACGUUACAGAGGAAUCGUUGAUUGCGUGAAGCAGACAGUGCAGGGUCAUGGGGUGAAAGGUCUGUACAGGGGCCUCAGCUCGCUACUCUACGGCUCCAUCCCCAAAGCCGCUGUAAGGUUCGGUAUGUUUGAGUUCCUCAGUAACAAGAUGAGGGACGAGUCUGGGAAGCUGGACAGCACCCGAGGCCUGAUCUGCGGUCUGGGCGCUGGAGUAGCCGAGGCCAUAGUUGUAGUGUGUCCUAUGGAGACGAUAAAGGUUAAAUUUAUUCAUGAUCAGACCUCAGCGAACCCCAAGUACCGUGGCUUUUUCCAUGGCGUGAGGGAAAUAGUCAGAACACAAGGACUUGGUGGAACAUAUCAGGGAUUGACAGCAACAAUAUUGAAGCAAGGAUCAAACCAGGCUAUUCGCUUCUUCGUUAUGACCUCGUUGAGAAACUGGUACAAAGGUGACAACCCUAACAAACCCAUAAACCCUCUGGUGACCGGUGUUUUUGGAGCCAUAGCCGGGGCUGCCAGUGUGUUUGGAAACACGCCUCUUGAUGUAGUUAAGACUCGAAUGCAGGGCCUGGAGGCGCACAAAUAUAAGAACACUGUGGACUGUGCCUUGAAGAUUAUGAAACAUGAAGGACCAGCAGCGUUUUACAAAGGUACUAUUCCGAGACUUGGGCGAGUGUGCUUGGACGUGGCUAUCGUGUUUGUGAUCUAUGAAGAGGUGGUGAAGGCUCUUAACGUGGUGUGGAAGACAGAUUAAUGCUGAGAGUGCAGCAAAAAAGGCAGCUCAUGGAACACGACCAGACCUUCACAUCAUCGCAGUGUCACGGGGAAAGUGAGACACAAUGUCACUAGGGCAAAGCAACGUGAACGUGUUUAAGUUCUCUUAUGUAAUUAAGACCAAGA